Molecule: messenger RNA, 246 nt
Organism: Adineta ricciae
Lineage: Eukaryota; Metazoa; Rotifera; Eurotatoria; Adinetida; Adinetidae
Source: the annotation of a GenBank genome assembly
AUGCAUACAACAUUGAGAAAAUCUUUUUCUCUAUAUAUCAAUUCCGGUGAAUUCCUUUUCAAAAAUAUUGUUUACCCAUAUUGCAAUUCAUGCCAAACGUUUAUACGCCAAGUAUUAACUCAUUUUUCGACUCGACUUCAUUGGUAUUCGAGAAAUACUGUCAUACAAUUUCCAAAAACGAACUUUUAUUUAAAAAAUUUACAUGUACAACAUAUUGUAUGUACAAAUAAAUUGAAGUGGUUAUGA